Cynara cardunculus var. scolymus (artichoke) is the source of this 1789-nucleotide messenger RNA. Its product is annotated as probable transcription factor KAN2. The record is from RefSeq and is a predicted model, not a curated record. Gene Ontology annotation, cellular component: nucleus. Gene Ontology annotation, molecular function: transcription cis-regulatory region binding. NCBI's taxonomy places the organism in Eukaryota, Viridiplantae, Streptophyta, Magnoliopsida, Asterales, Asteraceae. Bases 308 to 1444 code for a protein of 378 amino acids. The transcript is spliced from 6 exons. Gene Ontology annotation, biological process: regulation of DNA-templated transcription; abaxial cell fate specification.
UCAUCUCAAGAAAUCUUGAGAGGGGAAACAGGAAACCUCCAACAACAUCAUCAUCAUCAUCGUAUUCACAGCAUAGAUCAGAUAACAGAAUCAAACCCAUCGCUGUUUUUAGUCUCACAAGAGACUACCAUAUUGAAGGUUUAAUGAAGAUUGGAGCAAGAACAGGCUAGAGAGGAGAGAACAAGCUGGUGACCACAUAUACACCUCUUUCUUUUUCUUUCUGUCAAGUCGCUGGUUCGAGUCUCUUGGCCAUUUCGCUGAUCACAAGGACUAAGGGUGGAUAAAAGUUCGAGUUUUGGCGAGUGAAAUGGAGCUCUUUCCAGCACAACCAGACUUGUCUCUUCAAAUCAGUCCACCCAACAGCAAACCCACGUCCAAACCAUGGAGAACAUCAUCAACAGCGACUGAUCAAGAUCACCAUGAUUUGGAUUUGGGAAAUUUGUGGAAAAGAGCCUUUAACUCCCAACAGCUACACCAACAACAACAACAGCAGCAGCAGCAGCAGCAGCACCAACAACAUGGUUCAACAAAAAGAUCAGAACCCUCUUUCGGGCUCUCCUUAUCGAACCAGACUCACUCGACGACUAAUUCUGACCUGACCCAUUUCCACAAUCUCCUCUCCCAAAACACCAACACGGCUACGAAUAUCUAUCCCUACCAACAUCACCAAAACCAUCAUCAGGGGUUUAGCUCAGAGCUAGGUUUUUUGAGACCUAUAAGAGGGAUUCCUGUUUAUUACCAGAAUACCCCUCCUAAUUUCCCGAUAUUGGCGCAUCCUCAUCAAAAGAAACAGCCUUUGUUAGAUUCCUGCACUAAUUCUACUAUUACCAGUUCUCUAAUUCAUGGCAAUAAUAUUAACAAUAUUGUGCGAUCAAGAUUCUUGUCCUCGAGGUUCCCGUCCAAGCGCAGCAUGAGAGCUCCAAGGAUGCGCUGGACUACCACCCUUCAUGCUCGCUUUGUUCAUGCUGUUGAGCUUUUGGGUGGUCACGAAAGAGCAACACCCAAGUCAGUUCUUGAGCUCAUGGAUGUGAAAGAUCUCACCUUAUCUCAUGUUAAAUCUCACUUGCAGAUGUAUCGAACGGUAAAGACAACUGACCGAGCACCAGCUUCUUCAGGGCAAUCUGAUAUUUACGAGAAUGGGUCAUCUGGCGAUAAUUCUGAUGAUAUCAUGUUUGACAUUCGUAACCCAAGAUCGACAGAGUUAUCAGCUGAACAUGGAGGAAGGUCUAGUGUUCCUCAGGAGAAAGAUUGUCAGUAUGGUCUAUGGAGCAAUUCUUCAAGGGAAGCUUGGUUGCAUGGAGAGCAUAGAGAUUCUGAAGGAAACAAACCAUUUCUUGAGAAGGAAAUGAAUUCAAAAGGUGUGAAUUAUGAGAGAUUGUCAGAAGUGAGUUCAUCAAGCCCCAAGAAGCCAAAUCUGGAGUUCACCUUGGGAAGGCCACAGUGACACAUGUGAUGAGAUAUACAUAUAUGUAUGUGUAUGUAUAUAUAUAUGGACUGUACUACUCAUUUUGAUAUAAUUGUGUUUUUGAAUGGGAGCUAGUGAAAGAGAAUCAGGUACCACUGCGAAAAUCAGGAGAGAAAAGAAAGUAAAGGAAAGAAAAGAAGGAAAAGAGAGCUAAAGAAAGACAAGGAGACAAGAAAGACAGAAAGCAACAAAAGGGUGGAGGGUUUGAAAAGCAUGUCCUUCCUAUCAAAUUUGUGAGAGAUUCAAUAUAUAUCGCCCUUUUUAAUAAUAUAUAGUUAACAUUUUCAUCAUAUAUAAUGUUUGUUCCUGGGUAAGAAGAAGAUA